Molecule: messenger RNA, 1623 nt
Organism: Blastomyces gilchristii SLH14081
Lineage: Eukaryota; Fungi; Ascomycota; Eurotiomycetes; Onygenales; Ajellomycetaceae
Exons: 4
Coding region: 1-1623 (540 amino acids)
Source: RefSeq, a predicted model, not a curated record
AUGAUAUACGGAUUUACGCCCGUCCUGCUGUUUGAAGCCUCUCAUUGGAACUGGCUGGGACGAUCGCUCUAUCUACUGCUUCUAUUUCUCCUAUCCAUCAAAACAAACACACAUGCUUUAUCGUUGAAGGGCUCUUCCGUCGCAGAAUGCUGUGUGCAUCCCUUCUUCUAUCUCCUGUCUGCGCUCCUCAUCCACCGAAGCCACGCCCAGGAGUGCGACUCCUCUGCACCAACAAUAGAACUUCCUAUCGGAAAUGGCACGAUAGGAGAUGACCCGGGGUCGGUGCGAUGGGGCCUGAGUAUCAGUGUCGGCACUACCCCCCAGCAAAUUGUCGCUGCGAUAAACCCUGGUUGGAACAACUCGUGGCUCUGGGGAAGCCAGCGUGAAUGCACCGGUCGAAUCUCCCAGGACAACUGCAUCUGGUUUCGCGGAGGAGUGUUUAACGAAAAAGAAAGCUCCUCCUGGGUCCCCACUGAGAUCCCCGACGGUAGCAUCGGGCUCGGUCGCGCCUCGUCUUUUCUCGAUGUGCUUACGGCUCAGAAAAAGAUUGCUUCCAGGACGUGGUCGCUGUCCUGGGGCUGGCAGGGAUUGGAGGCGUUCCACCAGAUGAAGGGCAACCUCGUCCAGGGUGGCUACGACAGGGCGAAGAUCAAGGGAGAUAACUUUACAAGGGACUUUGUGGAUGUGAAGGAGUGCACGAGUGAAUUAAUGGUCUACGUGAAACAAAUUUACAUCACGACGUGGUAUGGGGACAGAACGGACGUUUAUAAGUCUUCGGGUUCGACUCUCAAUGCCUGUCUCAGGCCUGAUAUCUCGCCUAAUUCGCUGCCUGAUCACGUCUUCAAUAAUUUCAAACGCCGUUUACCUGGGAAGUACCUCGGACCUGCAGGUGGGAUAUAUGAUAACUCUAUCUUGCAUGACAGUAAAGAUAUCUUCCGAGGGAAUCUCACGUUUACCCUCGACUCCGGCCUUAGCAUCACGGUGCCAAACCAUCAACUAGUCCUCCCCAACACCGUCAUAAACCGCGACGGUCACCAGACAUUCGCCAACGACUCCCGUGUAAUCCCAAUCCACAACGCUGGCCGGCAGGGUGCUUCCCUAGGCCAAUCCUUCCUCUCCUACGUGUACAUACACGUCAACAACGAUCUCAAAAGGUUCUCCAUCUGGCAAGCCAACCCAACAGAAGAGACAGAUAUAGUCGGUCUCGCCGCGGGUUCCUGCGAUCCUGACCCCGCAAAUGACUCCGGCUCCGCGAACUCGGACAGCAAGCUGGGAAGGGGCGCCAUUGCCGGCAUCGUCAUUGGCGCAGUGGCUGGUAUCGCGCUCGUCGGACUAGCUAUAUGGUUCCUUAUCUGGCACAAGCGGAAGCGCACGCAGAACCAAGAUGCACGGUUAUCCCAAGCCCAUUCGCAAGCCGUUAUGGCGGCCGAGUCGAAGAAUCGGAUUCCCGAGCUGGAUGAUACUGGGUUGCCGAAUCCGGCUUCCGGGGCGGCAAAGUACGAUCCAGGUGUGAUGGGUGGGAGGUAUGUGAGCGAGAUGCCCACUUCCCCGCUGCCGCAGACACAAGAAACCCCAGUCGAACUGCCAGCUGAUAAUGUGCGGUAUGCGGAUGGCCCUGUUUGA